Molecule: messenger RNA, 357 nt
Organism: Bufo gargarizans (Asiatic toad)
Lineage: Eukaryota; Metazoa; Chordata; Amphibia; Anura; Bufonidae
Gene: CLPS
Product: colipase
Exons: 3
Coding region: 1-357 (118 amino acids)
Biological process (GO): digestion; positive regulation of catalytic activity; lipid catabolic process
Cellular component (GO): extracellular region
Molecular function (GO): enzyme activator activity; lipase binding
Source: RefSeq, a predicted model, not a curated record
AUGGAAAUGGCAGAAAAUAGGAUUAAGACCAUCUUGCUGUUUGUGUGUCUACUGCUCUGCAUUGAGGUAGCACAGUCUGGACUCAUCAUUAAUCUGGACAAUGGAGAAUUAUGUCUACAAAGUGCACAGUGUAACAGUGGCUGUUGUCACAGAGAGAGUGGUUUGAGCCUUGCUAGAUGUGCCCCAAAAGCAGCAGAAACUCAGAAAUGUUCCCCUUUGCAUCUUUAUGGGGUCUACUAUUACUGCCGAUGUGAAAGUGGGCUUACAUGUGAAGUGGACAGAUCUAUAGUCGGGACCAUCACAAACACUGAUUUUGGACAAUGCAAGGACCCAAAUGAUCUAUAUAAAUUAAUCUAA